GUUUCCCUGGCCUCCCCCCGGGUUCCCCGUGCCUCGGUGGAGUAUUCGCGUUCGUUGGUUCGGGGCUGGGGCUGGAGGAGGCAGCCACACGCGCGCACACGCACACGUUCAGAGGAGGGCGAGAGGCAGCGGCACCGGCACCAUCUGCAGUGUCAAUGCGGCGCUCCCGCUGAAGCAGGCAAAGCGGCGCUUGCAGGGAGCCUGCACCCCUCCCUCGACACUGCUGUGCCGAGUGUGACCGUGACCCGAGGACGCGUCUCUGAAAUGAAAGCCAUGCCUUGGAAUUGGACCUGCCUGCUCUCCCACCUCCUAAUGGUGGGGAUGGGCUCCUCCACUCUGCUCCCCCAGCAGCCACCCCUGCUGCCCCAGAAGCGGUCUUUGGUCACGUUCCGCGGGGAGCCCGCCGAGAGCUUCAACCACCUGGUGGUGGACGAGAGGACAGGGCACAUUUACGUGGGGGCCGUCAAUCGGAUCUACAAGCUCUCCAGUGACUUGAAGGUCCUGGUGACCCACCAGACCGGGCCGGACGAGGACAACCCCAAGUGCUACCCUCCCCGCAUUGUCCAGACGUGCAACGAGCCCCUGACCACCACCAACAAUGUCAACAAGAUGCUCCUGAUCGACUACAAGGAGAACAGGCUGAUCGCUUGCGGGAGCCUGUACCAAGGCAUCUGCAAGCUGCUCAGGCUGGAGGACCUCUUCAAGCUGGGGGAGCCUUUCCACAAGAAGGAGCACUACCUGUCGGGGGUCAACGAGAGUGGCUCUGUCUUUGGGGUGAUCGUCUCCUACAACAACCUGGACGACAAGCUCUUCAUUGCCACGGCCGUGGACGGGAAGCCGGAGUAUUUCCCCACCAUCUCCAGCCGGAAACUGACCAAGAACUCAGAGGCGGAUGGCAUGUUCGCGUAUGUCUUCCACGAUGAGUUUGUGGCCUCGAUGAUCAAGAUUCCUUCGGACACUUUCACCGUCAUUCCCGACUUUGAUAUCUACUACGUCUAUGGCUUCAGCAGCGGCAACUUUGUCUACUUUUUGACGCUUCAGCCUGAGAUGGUGUCUCCCCCCGGCUCCACCACAAAGGAGCAGGUUUAUACGUCUAAGCUCGUGAGACUUUGCAAGGAGGACACGGCCUUCAACUCCUACGUGGAGGUGCCCAUUGGCUGUGAGCAUGGCGGGGUGGAGUACCGCCUGCUGCAGGCUGCCUACCUGUCCAAAGCUGGGGCCGUGCUCGCCCGGACCCUCGGGGUUCGCCCAGAGGACGACCUCCUCUUCACCGUCUUCUCCAAAGGCCAGAAGCGGAAAAUGAAAUCCCUGGACGAGUCGGCCCUGUGCAUCUUCGUCCUGAAGCGGAUCAAUGACCGCAUUAAGGAACGGCUGCAGUCCUGCUAUCGGGGCGAGGGCACGCUGGACCUGGCCUGGCUCAAGGUGAAGGACAUUCCCUGCAGCAGCGCGCUCUUAACCAUCGAUGACAACUUCUGUGGCCUGGAUAUGAACGCCCCCCUGGGCGUGUCUGAGAUGGUGCGUGGCAUCCCCGUCUUCACGGAGGACAGGGACCGCAUGACUUCUGUCAUCGCAUACGUCUACAAGAAUCAUUCUCUGGCCUUCGUGGGCACCAAAAGUGGCAAGCUGAAGAAGAUCCGGGUAGAUGGGCCCAGGGGCAAUGCCCUCCAGUAUGAGACGGUACAGGUGGUGGACCCCGGCCCCGUCCUCCGGGACAUGGCCUUCUCCAAGGACCACGAGCAGCUCUACAUCAUGUCGGAAAGGCAGCUCACCAGAGUCCCUGUGGAGUCCUGCGGUCAGUAUCGGAGCUGCGGCGAGUGCCUGGGCUCAGGCGAUCCCCACUGUGGCUGGUGUGUGCUCCACAACACGUGCACCCGGAAGGAGCGCUGUGAGCGGUCCAGAGAGCCCCGCAGGUUUGCCUCUGAGAUGAAGCAGUGCGUCCGACUGACCGUCCAUCCCAGCAACAUCUCCGUCUCUCAGUACAAUGUCCUGCUGGUCCUGGAGACGUACAAUGUCCCAGAGCUGUCAGCUGGUGUCAACUGCACCUUCGAGGACCUCUCAGAGAUGGACGGGCUGGUGGUAGGCAAUCAGAUCCAGUGCUACUCCCCAGCAGCCAAGGAGGUGCCCCGGAUCAUCACGGAGAACGGGGACCACCACGUCGUCCAGCUGCAGCUCAAGUCGAAGGAGACAGGCAUGACCUUUGCCAGCACCACCUUUGUCUUCUACAACUGCAGCGUCCACAAUUCGUGCCUGUCCUGCGUGGAGAGCCCAUACCGCUGCCACUGGUGUAAAUACCGGCAUGUCUGCACCCAUGACCCCAAGACUUGCUCCUUCCAGGAAGGCCGGGUGAGGCUGCCUGAGGACUGCCCGCAGCUGCUGCGACUGGACAAGAUCCUGGUGCCCGUGGAGGUGAUCAAGCCCAUCACUCUCAAGGCCAAGAACCUCCCCCAGCCGCAGUCGGGGCAGCGCGGGUACGAGUGCAUCCUCAGCAUCCAGGGCAGCGAGCAGAGGGUGCCCGCCCUGCGCUUCAACAGCUCCAGCGUGCAGUGCCAGAACACCUCUUAUUCCUACGAAGGGAUGGAGAUCAACAACCUGCCGGUGAAGCUGACAGUUGUGUGGAACGGGCACUUCAACAUUGAUAACCCAGCUCAGAACAAAGUUCACCUCUAUAAGUGCGGCGCCAUGCGUGAGAGCUGCGGACUGUGCCUCAAGGCGGACCCGGACUUCGAAUGUGGCUGGUGCCAGGGCCAGGGCCAGUGUACCCUCCGGCAGCACUGCCCCAUCCACGAGAGCCACUGGCUGGAGCUGUCGGGCGCCAACAGCAAGUGCACGAAUCCCCGCAUCACAGAGAUAAUCCCAGUGACAGGCCCCCGGGAAGGGGGCACCAAGGUCACCAUCCGAGGGGAGAACCUGGGCCUGGAAUUCCGGGACAUCGCCUCCCAUGUCAAGGUGGCCGGCGUGGAGUGCAGCCCUUUGGUAGAUGGCUACAUCCCUGCGGAACAGAUCGUGUGUGAGAUGGGGGAGGCCAAGCCCAGCCAGCACGCCGGCUUCGUGGAGAUCUGUGUGGCUGUGUGUCGGCCCGAGUUCAUGGCCAGGUCCUCGCAGCUCUAUUACUUCAUGACGCUGACUCUCUCAGACCUGAAGCCCAGCCGGGGGCCCAUGUCCGGAGGCACACAGGUGACCAUCACGGGCACCAACCUGAACGCGGGCAGCAACGUGGGGGUGAUGUUUGGGAAGCAGCCCUGCCUCUUCCACAGGCGCUCUCCGUCCUACAUCGUCUGCAACACCACGUCCUCAGAUGAGGUGCUGGAAAUGAAGGUGAUGGUGCAGGUGGACAGGGCCAAGAUCCACCAGGACCUGUUUUUCCAGUACGUGGAGGAUCCUACCAUCGUGCGGAUCGAGCCCGAGUGGAGCAUCAUCAGUGGGAACACACCCAUCGCCGUGAGGGGGACUCACCUGGACCUCAUACAGAACCCCCAGAUCCGUGCCAAGCACGGAGGGAAGGAGCACAUCAAUCUCUGCGAGGUUCUGAACGCUACUGAGAUGACCUGCCAGGCUCCUGCCCUCGCUCUGGGGCCCGACCACCAGUCUGACCUGACGGAGAGGCCCGAGGAGUUUGGCUUCAUCCUGGACAACGUCCAGUCCCUGCUAAUCCUUAACAAGACCAACUUCACCUACUACCCCAAUCCUGUGUUUGAGGCCUUCGGUCCCUCAGGAAUCCUGGAGCUCAAGCCCGGCACACCCAUCAUCCUAAAGGGCAAGAACCUGAUCCCGCCUGUGGCUGGGGGCAAUGUAAAGCUGAACUACACCGUGCUGGUCGGGGAGAAGCCAUGCACCGUCACAGUGUCGGAUGUGCAGCUGCUCUGCGAGUCCCCCAACCUCAUAGGCCGGCACAAAGUGAUGGCCCGAGUCGGUGGCAUGGAGUACUCCCCGGGGAUGGUGUACAUUGCCCCGGACAGCCCGCUCAGCCUGCCCGCCAUCGUUAGCAUCGCCGUGGCCGGCGGCCUCCUCAUCAUCUUCAUCGUGGCCGUUCUCAUCGCCUACAAACGCAAGUCCCGGGAGAGCGACCUCACGCUGAAGCGGUUGCAGAUGCAGAUGGACAACCUGGAGUCCCGCGUGGCCCUGGAGUGCAAAGAAGCCUUUGCCGAACUGCAGACGGACAUCCACGAGUUGACCAGUGACCUGGACGGAGCCGGGAUUCCCUUCCUGGACUACAGAACCUACACUAUGCGAGUGCUGUUCCCGGGAAUUGAAGACCACCCUGUCCUCCGGGACCUCGAGGUCCCAGGCUACCGGCAGGAGCGCGUGGAGAAAGGCCUGAAGCUCUUCGCUCAGCUCAUCAACAACAAGGUGUUCCUGCUGUCCUUCAUCCGCACGCUGGAGUCUCAGCGCAGCUUCUCCAUGCGUGACCGCGGCAAUGUGGCCUCGCUCAUCAUGACGGUGCUGCAGAGCAAGCUGGAGUACGCCACUGACGUGCUGAAGCAGCUGCUGGCUGACCUCAUAGACAAGAACCUGGAGAGCAAGAACCAUCCCAAGCUGCUGCUCAGGAGGACUGAGUCGGUGGCUGAGAAGAUGUUGACCAAUUGGUUUACUUUCCUGCUCUACAAGUUCCUCAAGGAGUGUGCCGGGGAGCCCCUCUUCUCCCUGUUCUGCGCCAUCAAGCAGCAGAUGGAGAAGGGGCCCAUUGACGCCAUCACGGGCGAGGCCCGCUACUCUCUGAGCGAGGACAAGCUCAUCCGCCAGCAGAUCGACUACAAAACUCUGGUCCUGAGUUGUGUCAACCCAGACAGUGCCAACAGCCCUGAGGUCCCAGUGAAGAUCCUCAACUGCGACACCAUUACUCAGGUCAAGGAGAAGAUUCUGGACGCCAUCUUCAAGAAUGUGCCCUGCUCCCACCGGCCCAAGGCUGCAGACAUGGACCUGGAGUGGCGACAGGGAAGCGGGGCAAGGAUGAUCCUGCAGGACGAAGACAUCACCACCAAGAUUGAGAACGACUGGAAGAGACUGAACACCCUGGCGCAUUACCAGGUGCCGGAUGGUUCUGUGGUGGCUUUAGUGUCCAAGCAGGUGACAGCUUACAAUGCAGUGAACAACUCCACCGUCUCCAGGACCUCGGCAAGUAAAUACGAAAACAUGAUCCGGUACACGGGCAGCCCUGACAGCCUCCGCUCACGCACACCCAUGAUCACCCCUGACCUGGAGAGUGGCGUCAAGCUGUGGCACCUGGUGAAGAACCACGAGCACGGGGACCAGAAGGAGGGUGACCGGGGGAGCAAGAUGGUGUCUGAAAUCUAUCUGACACGACUGCUGGCCACUAAGGGCACACUGCAGAAGUUUGUGGACGACCUCUUCGAGACCAUCUUCAGCACGGCGCACCGCGGCUCCGCCCUGCCCCUGGCGAUCAAGUACAUGUUUGACUUCCUGGAUGAGCAGGCGGACAAGCACGGCAUCCACGACCCGCACGUCCGCCACACCUGGAAGAGCAACUGCCUGCCUCUGAGGUUUUGGGUCAACAUGAUCAAGAACCCCCAGUUUGUGUUUGACAUCCACAAGAACAGCAUCACUGACGCCUGCCUGUCUGUGGUGGCCCAGACCUUCAUGGACUCCUGUUCCACGUCGGAGCACCGGCUGGGCAAGGACUCCCCCUCCAACAAGCUGCUCUACGCCAAGGACAUCCCGAGCUACAAGAACUGGGUGGAGAGGUAUUACUCAGACAUCGGGAAGAUGCCGGCCAUCAGUGACCAGGACAUGAAUGCGUACCUGGCUGAGCAGUCCCGGAUGCACAUGAACGAGUUCAACACCAUGAGCGCGCUCUCCGAGAUCUUCUCCUACGUGGGCAAGUACAGCGAGGAGAUCCUUGGACCUCUGGACCACGAUGACCAGUGUGGGAAGCAGAAACUGGCCUACAAACUAGAACAAGUCAUAACCCUCAUGAGCUUAGACAGCUGAGAACCGUCCUUCCAGGCACCCCCUGGAGGGAGGGACACACCAAGCCGUGCCUCAGUCUAGAUUAUCAUCUUUACCAAGUGCAAGUUCCGACUGGCGUCAGCAGCAUCCCCUGAGCAGCGCUAUCUCCCUCUCUCUCUGCCUGUUUCUGUCUCUCUCUCCUUCCUGGAUCCCCUCUCUUUCAGUUGCUCUACCAACAUGAUUGAGCCACGCCACCGACCCUCGGUUAGUCCAGGAUGGCCCGCCCCGCCCCAUGAGGGACCUGACCAGAAGACAUCAGAGGGGGCCCUCCUUCCCUGCUGACCUCAUGCAUUAGCAGCAGGGCCCGAAUAUGGAUGAGGAGCCACGGAUGAAGGAUGUUUCUGUACUGCUACUUCUCCCACAUUUUGAUAGCCCCGCAUUGAGCCGAGCGUUGGCCUGCGGACGAGGCAGUGAGCUCUGUAUUACCUUCACUGGGAAGACGUCUCCUGGCCCAGGUUUCCAUCUCCAGGGGGUCUGUCAGUGGAGUGGUCCCUCUGCAACUGUAAGAAAGGCUGCACCUCCUGCGUGUGGCUGGACUGGGGAGCGUGAGGCAUCGUGGGGUGCCUCGCAUGCUGUCUCCCACUUGUUGGAUUGGCAUCCAGAGGCCUUUUUGUUCCCUUCCAAUCUUCUUGGAGCCUUUCCAAGUGCCCAUAGGGCCCUGCCUGCCCAGUCUCCUCCCGGGCCUGUGGAAAACCAGACAGGAGAAAGAAUAGCAGUUACAGCCCACUGUGGAGAUCCUCCCAACCUCCCAGUCUGGCUCACAGUGGCAGAAAUGUAACAUGUAGAGGGAGAAAAGAAGAGAGCUGCAUCUACCCUGGAAGCAAAAUUGGUUGUUUUCCAUUCGCCUCCAUAUGCUAACAAGUCACGACCACAGUCAUGGGUCUGACCCCUUGCAGAUCCCCGAGUGCCGUCUAGAGGACACACCUCCAACCUCCUCGGUCAUCGCUCAUCAGGGGUCAGGGUAAAAUGCCGAGUGCAUCUGGGAGAGUCUACCUCCAGCUGUCUCCGUGGCUCCCGUCCCCACUGUCCUUCCUGAGAACUGUAGAAAGUUGGGGCAGACAGCCUUGCCCCUGGCUCCCUGCAGAAUCUGGUGCCGUUGCAGAUGCAGAUGACUUUGUCUCUGGACUGUUCAGACCUCCUUGGGAGUUAUUUCAUCAACAUCUCAGCUGUCUCUUUAGUCACUCUCCUCCCUCAGCUCUUCGGCAGUCGUCAUGGAAAGAAACACACUCAAGCACAGCCUCACAGAGACAGGCCAAAAUGCCAGCCCAACUCAGUCCCGAGUGUGUCGUGUUUGGGAAGGACCGAAGAAUCAAGAGGAAGGACCUGGCUGGAAAAGGGAGGAAAAGGAGGACAUACAACUGACCUUGGCUCUGGCAUCUGUUCCUCCAUCUGUCCUUCCAUCCAUGGCCAGCCAGACUAAUGUGUGCUCAGACAUGUGUCCUAGGUGAGCAGGGGCUAUUAUGAGAGACGGUCUGACGGAGGAUCGUGGAAACCUAUAACCUUGAAGGGACCUUAGACACCAUCUCCAUCUGUGGUCCAGUCUCCGCCAUAGACUCGCCUGGCAGCCCCGGUGUGGAGUUGUACCCCACUCUGGGAGGCAAGCGGCGGCAUCAUCUCAGGUGGGGUUGGGGACAAGGUUCCACAGUCCCGCCUUCACCCCCCGAGCAUCAGACAUCCUCCCCUGCCAUCCACUCCACAGGGGCCCCACGUGGAAAGAGGAAGGAACCACACCAUUUCCAGCAACAUCUGUGGAGCACCCUGUGCUUAAAGAAUGCUAGCCCCUUUGGAUAUGAGUGUGUGUGUGUGUGUGUGUGUGUGUGUGAUCUCAUGUGCACAUGCACGUGUGUGUGUGUGUGUGUGCCCCAGGAGUAGGCAGAGAGCUCAGAAAGCUUCCUUGUCCUAUCAGGGGAUCUGAAGCAUCUCCCUUCUCUGCCCUUGCUCACCAUUCAUUCUGCAACUUCAGGACAUUUCAACACUUGUUUUCUGUGCUGAGUGCAGAGGGAUGAGGUCACCUCUCCGUAGGAAAUCAGGGUGGUCACUGGCCAAGGGGAUCCUGGACAGGACUGGAGGCCGGGCAGUGGUGACGCAGAGCAGGGCGUGAUGUGGCGUCGAGCAGGACAAAUGAUGGGCAAAAUACAAGUAACCUAACCAACGGGAAGAGGAGAAUGAGAAAAUAUGCAUGUCAAGGGGGAAAAGCAUAACCAAAGGUUUUGGCAAAUGAAGUGCCAAGUGAAGAAGCAUGGAAUUUCUACCCUUGAUCAUUUGAUUUCCUCCCCAGAAGCCACAAGCCCUGGCAGGCCAGGAAGGAAGCGUGCAGGAGGGCUGAGGAGGCACCUGGGCCGCUAAAAUAUUUUUGCACAUGUGAAGGGAUUGGGGAGAAGAAAGACACAAACAUAUUUAACACAGAUGUGCUGAGUGGAAGCUGUGAGUGUAAGUAUGUGUGUAUGAGUGUGUUUUGAUUUAUUUUUUAAGUUUUGCACAGUUAGAGAAAAAAAAUGAACAUUUAGAAAAAAGACUGUUAUCAUGGUUCUGCUGAAGCUUUUCUUUUUUUGACCGGAUUAUUAUUAUUGUUUCAUUGUCGGUACAAAUUUUCCCCCCAUGUUUUUGUUGUAAGAGAAACUUCAGUCACCUCGGAGAAAUGUCAGGAAGAAAGAGGGGAGGAGGAGGGACAAGUUUCCAUGCCCUCCUCCUCUCUCCUGGGGGACGGGUUUGGGGCAGGUUUUAUUUUAAUUGGUGGGGUGGGUGGUUUCUGGCGCUUUGUUUGCCCAAAGUCUCUGUGGCCUGCUGGGGGGAUGGAGAAAUAGGAUCGAAUUUCGCAGCGUCACAACCCAUCUUCCCCAUAAGAGCUCUUUUUCCUUUUGCUGUUUGUUUUCCAUUUCUUUCGUUUGGAUUCUUGGCGCAUGUGUGAUACGUUUCAAAGUAAAGACAAGGCAGCGUUGUCAAAAAGCCUCUCUUUCCCCCAGAUCUUCUUUCCACACUUGCCCUUGGAAUGCCCAACCUCCUCCAUGCUGGCCAGUAUGUGCCAGAGAAGGGACUUGGGCAGACUGGGUCCUCUGGAAGGGAAGUCUCUUCAAGGCCCCGCCCCGUGUCACAGUUAAUGUUCAGGGUCACAGUUCUGUUUAAGGUGGGACCUUUAUCUGACUCCUUGAGUUGUGGGCAGAGAGCAGGGGAGAAAAGGCCAUGUCUCCUCACCUCCCUUUCAUCCCAUCUCUUUCACUCUUUCAACCCCUUGAAACCACCAGGGUCCAAAAUGGUACCAGGAGAUCACACAGUCGAAAUAACUGACCUGGGUGAGGUAAGGAGUCUGAAUGUUGAAGUGAGAUGGGAUGGCGCCGGGAAGGGAGAACUUUACAAGGUCCUCAAUCUACAAGAAUGGGCGAGAGAGGCUGGGAAAGUUAACUGCAGGCUGGUCAUCUCUCCCGGGAGCACAAGUCUCCCCCAGGUCUGGGCUUUGCCAUUCUCUGUCCUUCCUUGGAAGGAGAAACCCUGACAUUUCUUGGUUAACUGCAAAUAGUACCUUUAAGUGAAGUCGGCUAUUGUGUCGGUUACUUCCUCAGGAAAACAUUUUUUUCUUGCCUUCUGCUUUCAAGGUGGUUUGGAAGUCAGGGACCCAGGAUAACCUGAGCGUCCCAUAGGCCAACCGUGAUGUGCACACCCAGAGCCCUAGAGCCUCCCUCUUGUGAGCCUGUGGGCCAGUGAGUGAGGCCAGAGAUGCUAGAAAGAGAGAAGUCGGUUUAAAGAAAUCCUGACAUUUGAGGCAGACUGACCUGGACUGAGCGGCGGGAGGUCUCUAAUCUUGGCCCUGCGGGCCCAGCUCUCACCUCCCAGGCCGGGAUCAGUGUCGAUGUACUGUCCCAGCACCACACCCCCUUCCCCUCACCCCAGGUCCUCGUGCUCUUGUCCCCUUCGCAUGCCUGGCUCCUGAGUGCCCCCUCCCCCCUUGCUCACUUCCCGCACGCAUAGCCUCUGCCCCAAGACCCCGUAGCCACUAAGUUCAGGAGCUGCUCAGCCCCCAAUGGACAGCUCCGCCCUCAGUCCAGCCCCCUGGGACCGCCCUAGCCCCAUCCAGCCCUCCAAAGAUGCCUCGCCUCGCGAGUAAGCGCUCGGGGCUCCCUGGUCCAGCCAGGGCCGGUGGGCCCCCCAGCAGAGGAGCCACAGCAGUGAUUUCCCAAAGGACCUCCAUUCCACAAGGCAAGCCCUGCUGAUGUUUCCAGAGCCCUAAACAACCCCUCGCUCUCACCUAAAAGGGAAAGCUCCUUAUCCCAUCCGUCUCAGCUCUUAGGACAAAAGGGCACUUCCUUUGGCCUCACAGGAUGCCAAGUCAAAUACUUAACGCAGUGAAGGCUACGGUUAAUUACUGUUAAUCAAAAACAGAGCCCUGGAGAGAGGAGCUUUGGCCCUGGACCACGGCCCUUCCAGGAACUGGCCCCGCCAAUGAGAACCGCAGCGCGGGUGUCUGAGAGGUGAUCCCAUGAAUGAAAAGCGUCUAGGUACCAGAGUCCGCACCGUGCCCCCCCGGCAGAUCCGCCCCGGGCAGAUCCCACCUCCUUCCUGACCCUUUCUCUUGCUUCUAGUUCACGUCCUCAAGAACCUUCUCUCAGCCCCUCACUUUCCCUGUCAGCUCUCAGGACAGACCACUAAGCCCCACUCCCAUCCCUCAGCCCUUCCCUUUGUCUUGAAGCCGUAGGUAGGCUGUUUAUUUGGGGUCUGUAGCUGAUUAUUUUUUGUUUGUGUAUUUUAAGGGUCCGAGAUUAAGGAGGGAGCCCAGGCGUGGAUGUAAAGUCCAAAUACUGGGGUGGGGCGGGGGGGACACAAAACUCUUUUAUCUGUGACUUCCAAGGGGAUGAGGAGAAACUGGAGACCGGAGGACAGGGGGGCUCCCCCUGUUGUUAAAGAAAUGGGUCAGGACACGGCCAGGCGUGGCCGUGCCAGGGGGAGCAGCCUCCGUGGCUGCUAACGUCCUUGGUGCUUCCCUUGGCUGGCUGCAGCCCCGCCAUGCUAACCCCUGCCCCUCCUGUCUCUGCCGCCGCACCCCACAGGCAUAGCAAACGAGUCAUCUUACAGACUGGGAGGCUGAGGGACAGCCACAGGGGACGCCGAAGAGGCAGCUCCUGGGAGAGGCUGACGCUCCGCUCCGGAGCCUCUGGAAAACUGAAUGACCCCCGCCUCCCACUCGGAAAGGAAUCUCUGCAGUAAAAGUUCAUUCAAGAGACAGCUUUUUUAAACUACAAAUCUUUGAUCCCCAAUAAAAUGAUUUAUUAUUAGGGGGAGUAUCCAGCUUUUAUAAAAUGUAAAGGAUGCUUUGGUUGUAAAAGUAAUACAUACUCAUUAUGAGUCCCAAUUAAAUUCCUUGAGUAGGCAGGUGACUACCCUAAAUCAGAACAAAACAAAAUCCCUAUGAAUAAAAAGAUUUCUGGUUUGUACUAGCAGAGACUGAGCUGGGCCAGGGUGGGGAAGGCCCGGUGACCUUGAUCAGGCGAGCCCCACCUUCCCUCCACGCUACCCUCUUUCACUUCUCUCUAGGCGGCCCGUGGUGUUGCUGAAUCCUACAGCUUCCCCCAGACAGCAAGGAGACCCUGCUAGGGACUGGUUGUGGAGGGACCCCUCUCCUGAGAAGGCAGAUGCUCACGGCUAAUAGGUCUGUGCAGCUCAUCUUCCACCAGGUUCUUUAUCUGGAAUUAGAACUUCUUUUGUUGGUAUCUUUGAUCUUACAACUCAAGCACAUUUUGGAAGGGCUCCCUUACAAGAGUAGAAUUCCAAACAGAGGAUACGGUCACAGAGCAAAUGCAAAGGACACUUGAGAAACUGAGACACCGCUUUACCAAACAGGACUCCUGAACGCAAUACAGGUGGACAACUAAGAAGCUGUAUGUGUCCGUGUGUGUUCUCCUUCCCCGAUGUUCCUGUCAGCUUGUUUUGGCCUGUUAAACCUUCCGUUCUUUAAAAAGAAAAGCGAGUUUACCUCAAAGAAUCUUGUUUCCAUUUGGAAACCACGACUUUGUGUUUUAGGGUGGACGACUCUCCCCCGCCCCAUCGCUCCCUGCCUGGGCCUGGCAUCCGUGAGGCCAGAGGUCCUGGCUUAGUCAUGAGUUGGCUGCACUGACCAAGGACAAGAACCCCAGGCCCUGAGAUGGGAGGGAAGGAGUGGAGGUAGCCGCCCUCCUCCCCACUUUAGCUUGUAGAGACCAGCCUAUCUCUUUCAGCAGGGUCCUGCCAAGUUACCAUAGCAACCAACAACUCCAGGGUACCACAAGAGAUAAUGGCUCCGUGAGCCAAGGGGUGGGGGGAGAGGAGUCUGGCCUGGUCAGAUGACCCAGAGUUAAGUCUCAAACACUAGAGAGAGGAGGAGGAUCAGGAAAGGAUGAAUGGGCGGUUUAAGGAACAGGCAGGGGCCUUUGAGUCUCAGAGACAGGCUGCUGAAGGCGGUAGGGCGGUCAUUCCUGCUUGGGUCACCCACUCCCAGCCCCGCCCCACUUCUGUUUCCAGAAAGCUCCCACCUUGAACACCGACCCUUUGUUAGAACAAAGCAAAACAUAUCUUUAGACAACAGUGUUACAAUGAGCCUCAAAGAUAUCUGGAUGAAAUCUAUUAGAGGAAGAGGGUCUUCUGGUUUUGAUUUUUAAAGAAGAGUAUCCGAGUAAGGUUAAAAAAAAAAAAGAUUAAAAAAAAAGUUUUUAAAAAGGAAACCUAUGCUAUUUAAAUUGGAGCCCAGUUGUGACUUGGUAAAGGCAAGCUUCUGUACCUUUGUUAUAAUUAAUUGUAUACCUGUGUAUGUAAAUAUAAGGCAUUCCUAUUUUGCAGUUCAGAAC
This is a messenger RNA of Mesoplodon densirostris (Blainville's beaked whale), 12773 nucleotides long. RefSeq names its product plexin A4 (gene PLXNA4). The record is from RefSeq and is a predicted model, not a curated record. NCBI's taxonomy places the organism in Eukaryota, Metazoa, Chordata, Mammalia, Artiodactyla, Ziphiidae. Gene Ontology annotation, molecular function: semaphorin receptor activity; protein binding. Gene Ontology annotation, biological process: positive regulation of axonogenesis; negative regulation of cell adhesion; semaphorin-plexin signaling pathway involved in axon guidance. The transcript has 32 exons. Bases 265 to 5946 code for a protein of 1893 amino acids. Gene Ontology annotation, cellular component: semaphorin receptor complex.